AUGCGCUGGCUACAGUGUGCUGUGCAGCUCGGCCUGCUGGCUGCCGCUGCUCCCUCGGUUUACGCGGCUUCUUGGGGCUUUACUGAUGCCACCGUGUCAGUUAACUCCAAGUCAGCCACUGGCAACGUCAAGGAGAGCCUCAAGGAAAACACCCCGUUGUCAAAACCCAUCGCGCUCAGCGGCCCUGAUUCCCUCAAGCUCCUUCUGACCGCACAGGAAGGACGCAGCGCAAAACGCCCACACCAAGCGUUCCUCCUGCUAAAGGAUACCGCCAAUGGCCUUGACGUUUCAUACCCACUGACUGUCAAGGACAGCGGUAAAUCCAAGGUCGAAUUGACCCAAAAAGACCUUCCAGUGCAAUUCCUCUCCUCCCCUCAUCCCGUGGAUGCUGAGAUUGUAAUUGGGUCGUUCGGCGCCUCCGACCCAUACCGGAAGCUCGCCUUUCAAUUGUCUCUGGGUAACGAGGGCCAGCCUGCCGCCAAAUCUGACGAGGUGGAGAGAUACAGAAAGCUCCCGGAGAUACAUCACAUCUUUAAAGACGACCCUAAGAGCCCAAAUAUUAUUAUAACUCUGGUUUUUCUGCUGGCCACUCUGCUAGCAGUUCCGGUCCUAGCUGCAACGUGGUUUUUCCUUGAUGCAAACCUGAACCAUCUCCCUACGGCACUCCGAGCUGCCCCAGUUCCUCACAUGGUGUUCGUGGGAUCGGUCGUUGGUCUCGAAGGAAUCUUUUUCUUGUACUAUACCGCUUGGAACCUGUUCCAAACGCUCCCUGCUGCUCUUAUUGUCGGAGCAAUUGCCUAUGUCAGUGGCAGCCGCGCCUUGGGCGAAGUUCAGGCGAGACGACUAGCUGGCCAGCGAUAA
Molecule: messenger RNA, 861 nt
Organism: Talaromyces proteolyticus
Lineage: Eukaryota; Fungi; Ascomycota; Eurotiomycetes; Eurotiales; Trichocomaceae
Product: putative oligosaccharyltransferase subunit ribophorin II
Exons: 4
Coding region: 1-861 (286 amino acids)
Biological process (GO): protein N-linked glycosylation
Cellular component (GO): oligosaccharyltransferase complex; membrane
Source: RefSeq, a predicted model, not a curated record